AUGGAUAAAAAGUGUGAAGUGUCUGGAGGCAUAUACAGCCCCUCCCUCCUAAACCCCGUCACUAAUGCAAAAAGUUGUCCCCAGAGCUUCAUUCCAGUAAAGUUUCUCUCAGAUGGCCAAGUGAUCUGUGUGAGCAACGACUAUGAAAUUGGCAGCAGAUACUCAGUGCCAUUCGGAGGCCUCUUCAGUUGUCAGUCAAACAACCCACUGGCAGUAAAUCAGCAUCGCUGCCCUCCUAAGUUCAGUCAGCACCUCACCACAGUGAGCGACGGCUGUGAAAUUCUUUACUGUGUCCAGUCAGGGCUGUUCACAGGUGGGCAGCUGCUUCCGGUCCAUCUGCCACCUUUCACUAAACCUCCACUUGUCAGCAUGCAUGCCACAAAUACAGUUAUGGUCAUGACUGAGGGAGAUAUGAGCUGGAUCAGAGUGGGGCAGACCAAGGCGUGGAAAGUGGCCAAACCAGAGGAAAUCAAGGAAAUGGUUCGGAAGCUUAACCCGGAAAUGAAUCAGAUGUCUAGUGGUGAAAAGGCAGGGGUAGCCUUUGGGGUGAUCGGUAUGAUGGCGCUGGUGGUCAUAGCGGCAGUAGUCCUGGUGAAGAGAAGGAGGAGGCUGUCUGGGUUGAGGCCAGCUAGCGGCUAUGAGGAAAUACGUGGUGAGGUUGAACGUGAUGAAGGAGAGAGACAACAAGAUGAGGCUUGAGAAAAAACACAGAUAAGAAACACUUUUGAGAACGGCUGCUUGUGCCGCUCAGUUGGGUUGUAACCAGUGGCGGCUGGUGGAAAAUGUUCUAGGUAGGGCCAUCCUAUCAAUUUCAGCAAACAU
Molecule: messenger RNA, 822 nt
Organism: Anarrhichthys ocellatus (wolf-eel)
Lineage: Eukaryota; Metazoa; Chordata; Actinopteri; Perciformes; Anarhichadidae
Gene: mpeg1.1
Product: macrophage expressed 1, tandem duplicate 1
Exons: 2
Coding region: 1-699 (232 amino acids)
Source: RefSeq, a predicted model, not a curated record